CUAACAAUAAAAACAAAAUAGUCUGAUUUUUUAUUUUUAUUGAUUAAUUUAUUUAUGUUUAUCUCUGUUUCUGUAAAGCACUUCAAGUUGCACAAGUAUGAGAAGCGCUUUUUUAUAUAUAAAGUUAGACUGAUUGAAAAUGUCCUAUGUUAAAAUACAAUAAUAAUAAUAUCCUAAUAAUAAUAAUCACACAUACAUAAAUGCAAAAAAAAAUCCUUCCACAAGCCCAAAAAACUCGAAAAUAUUUCCACUCAGCUCCAAGGUCUGAUUAGAAUUUCACAGAAUAAAUAAGUAUCCUCCAUCCUUCAUUUACAGUCAGCGUUGAAAAGAUGACGUUCUCUGUGACGUAAGCUCCCUCUGAUUGGCUGUGACGCUUCACAAAGAAAACCGCAGGCGUGUUUCCUCCUUCACUUCUACUUCAUCUGCGCCCAACAAGACCGUUUAUGAUCGGUGAAAGGAAGCAGACAUGAUUGGGAUUACAAAGAAAGGAAGCACCCUGCCAAAGGCUGCCUUACUGCUGCUAACUGUCUUGUCCAUAGUUUACGUUAUUACAAUUGGAGAGACCACAACCAAUACUCUUCCAAAACCUGAAGUCACCGACAACUCUCAGACGAGGACGCUUCAACAAACCACCACCCAAAGCCUUCCCGUAAAAAAAUGUGAAAAAAACGCAUCUGUUACCUCUCUGCCGGGUUUUGACGCUCUUCCUGAAAUCUAUAAAACUUUUCUCUACUAUCGCCACUGUCGCUAUUUCCCCAUGCUGCUGGACAAUCCUGACAAAUGUGGCAAAAUCAGCGGGGAGAAAGAGCCAUUUCUUUUGCUGGUCAUUAAAAGCUCGCCACAGAACUACGAGCGGAGAGAAGUGCUGCGUAAAACUUGGGCGCAAGAGAGGAUGUACAAGGGAGCAUGGAUUCGAAGGGUCUUUAUCUCUGGAACUUCAGGAGCUGGCGUUGAGAAACACAACCUUAACAAGUUGCUGAAAUUGGAAAAUGAAGACCACCACGACAUUCUCCAGUGGGACUUUGCUGACUCGUUUUACAACCUGACGCUAAAGCAGACCCUCUUGCUGGGAUGGUUGGAAGAACAAUGCCCAAGUGCUCGCUUUCUUUUUAACGGUGAUGACGAUGUUUUUGCAAACACAGACAACAUGGUCGAGUAUCUACAAAGCAUCAAUAACAGCUAUGGACAAAAGCAUCUUUUUACUGGCCAUUUGCUCACAACUGAGAAGCCCGUUAGAUGGACUGGGAGCAAGUAUUUUGUUCCACUUCUGAUACAAGCGACCAACAAGUAUGAACCUUACUGUGGAGGCGGAGGCUUCCUACUAUCCGCCUACACAGCAUCCGUCAUUUACAAAACAUCUCAGGAAAUACCCCUUCACCCAAUCGACGAUGCUUACAUGGGAAUGUGUUUGUUCAAAGUAGGUCUUAAACCUUCGUCUCAUCUCGGAGUGAAAACUUUGGGAAUACAGUUGCCCAUGAAUACACCCGAUAACAGUGGACCUUGCUACAUGAAAGAGCUACUUCUUCUACACAGAUUUCUUCCUUCUCAAAUGUAUGUAAUGUGGAAGGAAGUAAAUGACCCAAACCUGAUCUGCUCUACGACCAACAAGCUGAGCAAAGACUAACAAACUCAGAAAGUAUGUUUAUAAAAAUGGGGCUUGGGAACCUAUCUUGUUCAGUUGAUGUUGGGCUGGAACAAAACUUUCUUUGUACUAAGUAGUAUAAAGGGUAGACAAGGAACUAUUGAAUAUUCUAUUACUUCCAAAGUGGAAAAGCUCUCAACAUCCAUUGGAACUAUUGAAAAACGGCUGUGAGGACCAUCCCCAGGAGGUUGUAGGUGCACUAAUACUGGACAAUGGUGGAACUAUUAUUUGAAGAAUGAUGCCUUGCUUAUCUUUGUUAGUCAAAUUGAUGACUCUAAAGCUAUAGCAUUCAUCAUAACAUCGCCCAUUCUAUUUGCACUGUGCAAACUGUGAAUUAUUUUUGAAGGAAAAUCACAAAAACUUUGACUCAGUGAAGCUAAUUCAAAUCUAAGGCCAAAUCGGAAUUUCUCCCCUACCCCUAUGGUUUCUCCCUACCUGUCUAAUUGUAGGGGCAUUUGAAUGUAAAGUUGUCUGAAGCAGUUUCUUUAAGGGCUGAAGGAAGCCUAGCCCUCUGCCGCAAGGGUGUUUGAGGAGAAGCGCUUUUCUUCACAUGGGUGUGCUCUGGAGCUCAGAAGUUUACAUUUAAAUGUAAGUAAUUGCUUUUUGUUUAAAGUUAUAAAACCAAUGUUAUGUGUUACGGAGGGCUAGCAGUUACGCGGUAAUGUCGCUGACUGGCAACUUUUGAUGACAUCAUCGAGUGGGAGUAACGUCAGCAUUUGAAGACACUAUGGCUAUGUCCGAAUUCCCUCCCUAAUCCCUAACUACUUAAAAACUAUAUAGCGCGGGACUAUACGGUUUCCCAGGUUUUAAAAGCAAUUCGGACUCCAUGCGAGCUCACUACUUUUCUUUUGUUUUUCCAAACACCGAAAAUGAUGUCACCAAUUCCACAAAGUGUAAAUUGAAUCAAUACGAACAUUUCACAUCGUUUCUUGUCACAACAUUGUGUUAUGAUGAUGAAAAUGUGGAUGGUUUAUAAAAAAAUUUACAUUUAAACAAGUUUUUUUUUCACAAAAAGUGUUUGACUACAAUGCAUUGUGGUCUAUAUUUGCUAAUCUAGUGAGCAUCGAUGCACG
This is a messenger RNA of Oryzias melastigma (Indian medaka), 2715 nucleotides long. Its product is annotated as N-acetyllactosaminide beta-1,3-N-acetylglucosaminyltransferase 3. Gene Ontology annotation, molecular function: hexosyltransferase activity. The transcript is spliced from 2 exons. NCBI's taxonomy places the organism in Eukaryota, Metazoa, Chordata, Actinopteri, Beloniformes, Adrianichthyidae. The record is from RefSeq and is a predicted model, not a curated record. Bases 467 to 1624 code for a protein of 385 amino acids. Gene Ontology annotation, cellular component: membrane.